GGAGCUUCCUGUAGCUGUUUGUACUAUUUGCUCGAUGCCUGAAAUCAUGUAAUUACUGUUGUAUGGAACAAGCUGCUGCCGUCUCAGCACUAAAUACGGGGUUUUCGUGUCUCGGUGUUAGUCAAUGUCACUGACCAUGAACAAGAUGAAGAAGCUGCCUGAGCAGAUCCUGAAUCACAUCCUGGAGAUUCUCUACCUGCUGACUGGAGAGCGUGUGACUAACUCACUGACAGCGAGGGACUUGACCGGGGACAAGAUGACAACAGAGAGCAUACUAACCCACACUCUGCAGAUCAUGCACCUGCUGAUAGAGGCGGUGCCUAUAAAGUGUGAUGAUGUUGCUGUGUAUUUCUCUAUGGAGGAGUGGGAGUAUAUAGAGGGGCACAAGGAGCUUUACAAGGACGUCAUGAUGGAGACUCACCAAGCACUAAGUACUAUGGAGAUCUCAGGUCGCAGUGAUGAAAAUCUAGACACAAAGGCACAUGGAGAACUUGUACAGAAUAUUCAGCCAUCAGAUGUCUCUGCAGAUGAUAUUAAUACUGACGUAGAUGUUAAAACAGAAGAUCUGAGUGUAACGUGUCAGCUGGAAGCUCCAAUGCAGGAAAAAUGUGACAGCGACAAUUCAGGUGAUGUUAACACUGAAGUCACACUUAAUGCAGAACAAAGAAAUGAUCUGUAUGUAAAAAAUCAUCUGGAAGCUGUGAAGCAGGAAAUCGGUUACAAUAUCAGUACAGGUUAUGUUAAGACUGAAGUCGCACAUAAUGCUGAACAGAAUAAUGAUCUGUAUGUAAAGAGUCAGCUGGAAGCUGUGAAGCAGGAAAUCAGCGACAAUAUCCGUACAGGUGAUGUUAAGACUGAUGAUCUGUAUGUAAAGAGUCAGCGGGAAGCUGUGAAGCAGGAAAUCAGCGACAAUAUCAGUACAGGUGAUGUUAAGACUGAAGUUACACUUAAUGCUGACCAAACAAAUGAUCUGUAUGUAAAUAGUCAGCAGGAAGCUGUGAAGCAGGAAAUCAGUGACAAUAUCAGUAUAGCAAAAGUGGAACUAACAGAAGAUCUGUGUGCGGAGAAGUCCCUUGACAUUCAGGAGCAGGAAAAUUAUGAAGAUACUGACAUGAAAAACCACAAGGAUACAGACACAACAGAUCGAUCUAAGAGUUCAGCUAUUCCUCGUCUAGACCGGAGUGAUGAUAAUUCUUUCAGUCUCCUAAAAGUUCCACGAAGCCAAUUAGGAAAUAAAUCAUUUUCAUGUUCUGAAUGUGGAAAAUCAUUUACCCUGAAAUCAACUCUUAUUAGGCAUCGGAAAACUCACACAGGAGAGAGAGAAUUUUCAUGUUCUGUAUGUGGGAAAUGUUUUACUCAGAAAACAAAUCUUAUUGGCCAUAUGAAAAUUCAUACAGGAGAAAGAGAAUUUUCUUGUUCUGAAUGUGGGAAAUCUUUUACCCAGAAAGCAACUCUUAUUGCUCAUCAGAAGAUUCACACAGGAGAGAAAGCAUUUUCAUGUUCUGAAUGUGGGAAAUUGUUUAUCCAUAAAUGGGUACUGAUUAGGCAUAAAAAAACUCAUACGGGAGAAAGAGAAUUUUCUUGUUCUGUAUGUGGGAAAUGUUUUAGCCGGAAAUCAACUCUUAUUACUCAUCAGAAAAUUCACACAGAAGAGAAAGCAUUUUCAUGCUCUGAAUGUGGGAAGUGUUUUAACCAGAAAUCAUUAUAAAUCACUCAUCAGAAAAUUCAUACAGGAGAAUGCACUUUUGUGUUCUAAAUGUGGCAAAUGUUUUACUCAUAAAUAGGAACUUAUUAGACGUCAGAAAAUUCAUACAGAAGAGAGGAUUUUCAUGUUCUAAAUGUGGGAAAUGUUUUACACAUAAAUUAUUUCUUUACUCAUCAAAAAUGCAUACAAGAAAGAACUCCAAUAGUAAAUGUUUAGCCCACUUUAGUAAAUUUUAAUGUUUCCUCCCUGUCUGAUGGUAACAGAAGCAUGAUUUGUAAAUGAUUUACAGCCACACAGUUUUUUUUUUUAUUUAUGGCGGUAGACAAGUAAUAGUAUGCAUACCCAGUAGUAUCCAAAAUACAACACACUUGAGCUCAAUUUUUUUUUCUGAUGCACUCUAGUAGUAUGGGGGUUGGAACUUUGGUCAGCUGAUAUUUCAGUUGUAUAUGUUAACCACUCCUGAACAGCUCUUGUUGAGUAGUCUAUUACCUAAAUUGAGAAAUUCCAGUGAUAUUGCAUUGUUGUUUGAUAUAUUUGCUAAUGUUCCACUGGUGCUGUACUAUUAUAUUUGGAAAAAAAUAAAUUUAUUUCCAAAGGCA
Bombina bombina (fire-bellied toad) is the source of this 2304-nucleotide messenger RNA. RefSeq names its product zinc finger protein 614-like. Gene Ontology annotation, cellular component: nucleus. Gene Ontology annotation, biological process: negative regulation of transcription by RNA polymerase II; positive regulation of reciprocal meiotic recombination. Gene Ontology annotation, molecular function: DNA-binding transcription repressor activity, RNA polymerase II-specific; histone H3K36 methyltransferase activity; histone H3K4 methyltransferase activity. The record is from RefSeq and is a predicted model, not a curated record. The transcript has 12 exons. The coding region runs from base 125 to 1708 and encodes 527 amino acids. Lineage: Eukaryota; Metazoa; Chordata; Amphibia; Anura; Bombinatoridae.